Peronospora belbahrii is the source of this 1218-nucleotide messenger RNA. The record is from the annotation of a GenBank genome assembly. NCBI's taxonomy places the organism in Eukaryota, Oomycota, Peronosporomycetes, Peronosporales, Peronosporaceae.
AUGGUGAAUGUAAACACUCCUAAUGUUCCAGUACAAGGUCAAGAUAUGGAACCGGCUGAUGUAUCACGAUCCGAUGUGUGGUCUGAUCAUUUGGAUACAACUGACUACUCUUUGUUACUAGGAUUACCACUAGGUUCGUUAGUAGUGAUUCUCUUUAUAUUGCGCAUACUCUGGCGUCCGAAAUCAGGUCCUAAAUUUCGUCUACCUAAGCAAGUUCCUACGUACGGAAGUGUCAUACUUGACGAUGAAAGUUAUGACUAUGAUGGUGACUCCAAUGAUCUCAUUUACGCUGGUCAAGUGGCAGGACGUUACGAUACACGCUGGACUCGUACCUUUGACUUUGUCUUUCUUGUUGGCAUGCUAUUCUUUGGUGUAGUCCUUAUGGGCUUUACAUCACUCUUACAACCUGAUCUUUGGUACAAUACGAGCUUUUGGGUCUUUCUAUUGCCCAAAGUGUUUAUUUUGAUGGGCGUAUCAACGCUUGGAGGUAUUAUCUGUCGCUUUUUCUGCAUCGUGGAUGAUGCUGGUUACGUGAUCACGGAACGCAAUUCGGUGUUCAAAGUCAAUUACACGAGGAAAUUUCAAUUGCUGGCAGCUUAUAUCGUGCCAUUACUGGUUAAACCGGAUGAAGAAUCGUGUCCUAUGUGCAAUGGACCCCUUGCAUUGGCGUGGGGAGACUUUGUCACACUUUUCUGCUUCUUGCUACUUAUUAAACCAAUCCGUGAACGCUCAACAUUCAUUAUGCUGCAAUUUAAUUCAUUGGAUCGACCAGAGGACAGGCCGCAUACGCUUAAGUGGAUCGUAGCGGGUAACGUCUUCCCUGGUCUCUUUGUGCUACUCUUCUUCCGCUGGCUCUUCACUCGUACGACGCAGUCCGAUCUUGUCUUUAUUCUGGUAUUCGUCACUAGCAUUGGAGAUGGAUUGGCGGAGCCGAUCGGUAUUGCGUUCGGCAAGCACAAGUACUCAACGAGCACAUGCUGCUCUAAACGCAAAUACACGCGAAGUUUCGAGGGCUCAGCGUGCGUCUUUCUAUCGGGUAUUGUCUUUCCAGCACUACAGUAUUUCGAUUUUGAGACGCCUAUGCAGCUUUGGCUCACGAUGAUUAUCCUGCCGUUUGUGGCGGCCUACGCUGAGGCAACUGCGCCGCACACGAUGGACGCUCCCGUCCUUAUGGCAGCUACAGGUCUUGUGCUGUACACUAUCAUACACAUCUUUUGA